This is a messenger RNA of Protopolystoma xenopodis, 486 nucleotides long. Lineage: Eukaryota; Metazoa; Platyhelminthes; Monogenea; Polystomatidea; Polystomatidae. The record is from the annotation of a GenBank genome assembly.
GUUCCUCAUUCCUCGCCUGCCUCAUGCCCUACCGGCUUGGGCGGCAAACGCACCAAUACUUCGGGACCGCCAACUUCUGCCUCAGUGUUCGAUAGUGAGGCACUGGCUGAUGAGCUAGAACGUCACGAAAAGAUGCUGAAGGAUUUCGAUGACUUUUUGGCAGAUUUUGUCAGCCUUGAGCACCUACCGGUGAUGCUACCCUGCCCACACCCGACAACCGGCCUUGGCUCUGGCAUGAGUCCGGCUCAGGGGCUUGGUUUCGGCCUAGCAUCUGGAUUCGGAAUUGGUCUUCCUCAGCUCGGCAUUGGUGGUGGUGGUUGCAGCGGCGGGGGAGGCUAUUUGGCUUCAGGUCAAACUUCAAAUUUUCCUCCGAUGAUGUUGCACAUGCAACCAACUAUUGGUGCAAAUGCCUUUACCUACCAACAUCACAUAGCCCCUGUAAUGGCUGGUGUGAAUGAGCUCUCUGAAAUGGGUGAUCUUUAUUAG